Molecule: messenger RNA, 844 nt
Organism: Eleginops maclovinus (Patagonian blennie)
Lineage: Eukaryota; Metazoa; Chordata; Actinopteri; Perciformes; Eleginopidae
Product: dual specificity protein phosphatase 13A-like
Biological process (GO): negative regulation of MAPK cascade; protein dephosphorylation
Cellular component (GO): cytoplasm
Molecular function (GO): protein tyrosine/serine/threonine phosphatase activity; MAP kinase phosphatase activity
Source: RefSeq, a predicted model, not a curated record
UGAAAAUAAAUAUUGGAGACGAAAUCAUGUAGUAUGUUAUUUUUGCAGUCAACUAUGAACAAUUUGCAGGAAUGUAAUGCAGUUUCUCCCGCCAUUCCAUCUGUGAAAGACUUGGUGAAGGUUUUGUAUGGAGGAAAAAGAUUUGGCAAUCGUGAUGAAGUUUGGCCUAACCUGUUCAUUGGUGACAUGUCAGUGGCCAAUGAUCGCUACAGUCUGUGGAAGCUGGGAAUCACUCAUGUUCUGAAUGCAGCUCAUGGGAAGAUGCACUGCCAGGGGAGUCAUGACUUCUAUGGAUCCUCUGUGGCAUAUUAUGGAGUGCCUGCAGAUGACUCACCAUCCUUUGACCUAUCUCGCUAUUUCUCUCCCUCUGCUGAGUAUAUUCAGACUGCACUUGACACAGCUGGUGCUCGGGUUUUUGUCCACUGUGCAGUUGGAGUGAGCAGGUCUGCCUCCCUCGUCCUGGCCUACCUUAUGAUCCAUCAGAAUUACACCUUGCUAGAGGCCAUCAAUAAGGUCAAAGAGCACAGAUGGAUUUUUCCAAACAGAGGAUUCCUCAAACAGCUUCGUGGUUUGGAUAUGAAAACAUGCAAAACAUCAUGAGUAAUUCUCUGCACUGCAAAAAUUAAUUGUUUUUCUCAAUUACAGAACCUCAAACGCUUGUUUUCCUCAAGACAAAUUGUGCUUCUGCCAGUAGAGGGAGAUACUGUAUAUUGACUUUAAUCAGUUUGUUUCACGAAUGGCCCAAAUCUACUACCCAUUGCGUCCUUUAAUGGGAUCAUGCUUCCUGUCUGCAUGUUAUUGACUCUUAUGUUAUCAUUAGGGAUCGGUGUAGUCAUAUCAUUCA